AUUUGGGCCUUAAGCCCAUGAUGCAUUCAUGAAUGUUUGAACCCCGCUUCCGCUCUUGCCGCAACGAAGAUAAAUCCUGACGUACAAUCAGCACUAAUUUGCAGAGGAACUCUUUGUAGUAUGGACCUCGUCGCCCUCUUGGGCAAUUCACGUGUCAGCUUACUUACUUGAUAUAGUACAUUUGACAUCCUGCAUCAGAUCAAUUGUUUGGCUCAGUUGAGCCGGAUGCGAUAUAUACUUCAAGCUGACCUAUUCUUCAAUGCACCCUCCUCCUUUGAAUACCUAUUGCGUAGCAAGUCUCAUCCAACGAUGCUCGAUAAUGGACCCGGACUUUACUUGGCAGUGUCAGCCUUGAUGGUAGCUGUCUUAAGCUACAAUCGAAAAUAUUGGCUCAAUCAGUCGCAUCCUCCCCUGCCGCCUGGUCCUACUCCCCUUCCAGUACUGGGAAAUGUUCUCAGUCUUGAUUUCGCUCGGCCUUGGCUGACCUUCAAUGCCUGGAGAUCCACAUAUGGUGACAUCAUCUAUGCUCGUCUCCUCAACAAGCCUAUCAUGGUCGUUAAUUCUGAGGAGGUCGCUAAAGACCUCUUUGAACGACGUUCAAGCAUAUAUUCAGAUAGACCCCAAUCAAUUGUUUACGAAGCUUUCGCUUCAGAUUUUAACAUGGGGUUCAUGCCAUAUGGAAACAGGUGGCGCCUUCACCGACGAAUCUUUCAUCAGGCAUUUCAUCAAGCUGCUACACCUACUCAUCAAGCCGUGCAACUCCGUUCUGCCCACAAGAUGCUGUCCAGUCUUCUACAGGACCCUGACAAUUAUCCAGACCAUUUUCAGAUAUUUACUUUGACAUUCAUGCUGUCUAUCAUAUACGACUGUGAAGCCAAAGCUGAGGACGACCACGUUGUCCACGCCAUUACAAAGUAUGGGGAACUUAUAGUUGAUGGUUUCGCGCCAGCUGCGAUGACAUUGAUGGAAACAUUCCCUUUCCUUUUGAAGCUACCUACUUGGUUUCCCGGUGCCACAUUUAAGCAAGCAUCACUCAAGUGUAUCCAAGCAGGCCAUGACGUGAAGGAGAUACCCUUUCAAUACGUCAAAGAGAGGAUGUCUGCCAAUGACAUGGGGCCGUGCUUGGUAGCUGAUGCUUUGAACAAGACCAGUCAAGAGGACGACGUCUAUACAACUGCAGUUAAGGAGGCUGCUUCUGUUGCAUUCACAGCGGCGACUGAGACAACCACUGCCACGUUACUUGUGUUCUUUCUUGCUAUGGUGCUCAACCCGGAGGUACAAGCUAAAGCGCAGGCGGAGAUUGAUCGAGUCGUUGGCAAAGAUAGACUCCCUAAUUUCAAUGAUAGACCAGCAUUGCCUUACCUAGAGGCUGUUUUGCGUGAAACACUCAGGUGGCACCCAGUGAUUCCAAUGGGUGUCCCACACGCAACAACAACCAGUGACAUCUACAAUGGCUAUUUCAUCCCUAAAGGUGUUGCUGUAUUUCCAAAUGCCUUUAGGGCAAUGACACACGAUACAACGAAAUACCCCAGUCCCAACGAAUUCAAACCGGAAAGAUUUUUCCAAGCAGAUGGGGCUCUCAACGACGACAAUAUGCGUUUAGGCUUUGGUUGGGGUCGCCGGAUUUGUGUGGGACGGCAUGUCGUAGACGCCUCACUCUGGAUCGCGAUGGCAAAUUUCCUGGCAUUUUUCUCGGCCCACAAUGCUCUUGAUGAACAUGGAAUGGACAUCCCAGUCGUUCCGAAGUUCACCACUGGUUUCACAGUUCGUCCGGAGACAUUUCCCUGUCGCAUUCUCCAGCGAUUCCCUGAUGCAUCUUUGAGGACGCUGACGCGUUCGACUAGCUUAGAGUAAUCGUGAUUGUGAUGUGCGGUGCGGGCAAUACGCAGCCCAAUAG
Messenger RNA from Suillus plorans, 1897 nucleotides. RefSeq names its product cytochrome P450. Bases 226 to 1854 code for a protein of 542 amino acids. Lineage: Eukaryota; Fungi; Basidiomycota; Agaricomycetes; Boletales; Suillaceae. The transcript has 15 exons. Gene Ontology annotation, molecular function: monooxygenase activity; oxidoreductase activity, acting on paired donors, with incorporation or reduction of molecular oxygen; iron ion binding. The record is from RefSeq and is a predicted model, not a curated record.